Molecule: messenger RNA, 1049 nt
Organism: Armigeres subalbatus
Lineage: Eukaryota; Metazoa; Arthropoda; Insecta; Diptera; Culicidae
Gene: Rrp42
Product: exosome complex exonuclease RRP42
Exons: 2
Coding region: 128-1027 (299 amino acids)
Biological process (GO): nuclear mRNA surveillance; exonucleolytic trimming to generate mature 3'-end of 5.8S rRNA from tricistronic rRNA transcript (SSU-rRNA, 5.8S rRNA, LSU-rRNA); U1 snRNA 3'-end processing
Cellular component (GO): nuclear exosome (RNase complex); cytoplasmic exosome (RNase complex)
Molecular function (GO): mRNA 3'-UTR AU-rich region binding
Source: RefSeq, a predicted model, not a curated record
CCCGAUCCGGAGCAAAACAAAAAUAAUGACAUGUGCUUAUGCACUGAUGUUUCCAAAAUAUCUUAUGGCCGAUAACUAAAAGCGUCUUUUUAAGUUUAUUUUACUUACCUAUAAAUUAGUUUUAACGAUGGCAAAUGUUCUGUUAAGCGAAGCCGAAAAGACAUAUAUUCUACAUGGAAUUCAGAAAGAUUACCGCAAUGACGGCCGAACGAACCGUGAUUACCGCCCAAUGGAACUGGAAACGGAUGUUGUCGUACAUGCAAUGGGUUCGGCUAGACUGCGCCUGGCAAACACGGAUAUACUCGUGGCUGUGAAGGCCGACAUCGACAUUCCCAGCCCCAAUCGGCCAAAGGAGGGUAAACUCGAGUUCUUUGUGGACUGUUCGGCCAAUGCCACGCCGGAUUUCGAGGGACGUGGCGGCGAAGAGCUGGCCACUGAAAUAUCCAACACACUGUCAAAGGCGUACCUUUCCCAACAAGCGUUCGAUCUGACGCCGCUGUGUAUUCUGGCUAAGCAUCAAUGCUGGAAACUUUACGUGGACAUCCUGAUUCUUGAAUGCGGUGGUAAUCUUUUCGAUGCCGUGUCCCUGGCCGUCAAGGCGGCUCUCUACAAUACUAAGCUUCCCCGGGUGUCCUCGGCGGAAUUGGACGGAGGGGCUAUGGACAUCAUACUGUCCGACGACCCGUAUGAUUGCGAACGAUUGAAUAUUGACGCUGCCCCACUGCUGGUGACUGUGUGCAAGAUUGGAGACUGCUGUGUGGUUGAUCCUUCGGCAGAAGAAGAGGAGUGCAGUGCAAUCAGCGUUGUGAUUGGCGUAUCGCGUAAAAAGGGUAAUAAGUCAUCAGUCACGUCGAUCCGGACUUCUGGUGAAGGCUCUUUCCAUUCGGAUACGCUGAUGAAAAGCUUGGACCUAGGGGUAAGUGCUGCAGCUUAUUUGGACAAAGCCCUAAUGGCCGCGUUGAAGGCCGAUGAAGAGAAUAACACCAAGCCACUUGGGGAAAAGGAAAUAUUUGGGUUUUUGAAAUAGAAUAUUUUAGCUUUAAUAAUUA